Molecule: messenger RNA, 1179 nt
Organism: Phragmites australis (common reed)
Lineage: Eukaryota; Viridiplantae; Streptophyta; Magnoliopsida; Poales; Poaceae
Product: chlorophyllase-2
Exons: 3
Coding region: 131-1093 (320 amino acids)
Biological process (GO): chlorophyll catabolic process
Molecular function (GO): chlorophyllase activity
Source: RefSeq, a predicted model, not a curated record
CGGACGCUUGGUCGGUCGCCAAGCAGCCACGAAUCCAAUCAACAAGCACCGCCGCUUUCAGGCCUUCAGGGCAUUCUGGUCUGCAAGUUAAGCGCUGUUCUUGGCGUACUGCCUGCUGCUCCACCACCGCAUGGAGUCGGAGUCUGAGGGAGGCGUGUUCGACCAUGGGGGUCACAGCGUCAGCCUCGCCCGGGUAGAUGAGGCCAGGCCGUCGAGGUGCUCGACGUCGCUGGCCGGCUCGAACGAGCUGCCGCCGAAGCCGCUGCUGAUCGCCGGACCGCGCGAGGCCGGGGAGUACCCGGUGCUGGUGUUCCUGCACGGGUACUUAGCGACCAACUCCUUCUACUCCCAGCUGUUCCGGCACGUCGCCUCCCAUGGCUUCAUCGUCGUUGGCCCCCAGCUAUACACGAUAUCCGGGCCUGACACCACCGAGGAGAUCAAAUCGGCAGCGGCUGUCAUCGACUGGCUCGCCGGCGGCCUCUCGUCCGUGCUACCACCCAACGUCCGCGCCGACCUGAGCAAGGUGUCCAUCUCCGGCCACAGCCGCGGCGGCAAGGUGGCCUUCGCGCUCGCGCUCGGCCACGCCAAGCUCGCCCUCCCCCUCGCCGCCCUCAUCGCCGUCGACCCGGUGGACGGCAUGGGCGUCGGCAAGCAGACUCCACCUCCGAUACUCAACGGCAAGAACCGCUCCCUGCACGUCUCGGCUCCCGUCAUGGUCAUCGGCACGGGGCUCGGCGAGCUGCCCCGCGGCCCGCUGCUCCCGCCGUGCGCGCCCCGGGGCGUGAGCCACGCGGCGUUCUACGACGAGUGCGCGGCGCCGGUGUGCCACCUCGUGGCCAGGGACUACGGCCACACGGACAUGAUGGAUGACGACACGCCGGGCGCCAGGGGGCUUGCCACGCGCGUGCUCUGCAGGAGCGGCGGGGCCAGGGCGCCCAUGAGGCGGUUCGUGGGCGGCGCCACGGUCGCGUUCCUGAGGAAGUGGGUGGGCGGGGACGGAGCGGCGUUGGACGGCAUCAGGGCGCGCCCGGAGCAGGCGCCCGUGGCGCUGUCCGUCGUGGAGUUUCUCGAUGGUAGCUUAGAUAGCUGCUAGGAACUGGGAAACGCAAAUGAAAUUUGUUCCAUCGAAAUUGUGCAUGAACAAGGGUGAAACAUGAACCGGACAUGUAGAUGGGUCCA